Marchantia polymorpha subsp. ruderalis is the source of this 1227-nucleotide messenger RNA. The record is from the annotation of a GenBank genome assembly. Lineage: Eukaryota; Viridiplantae; Streptophyta; Marchantiopsida; Marchantiales; Marchantiaceae.
GGUCCUUAUAAAUAUCGUACUUUCACCAUAUGCGUCAUCGGCAUCCAAGAACAAGAAUCAACUUGAAGAGCUGGAAGCGGCUGCAAACAAAGCAGAAGUUUACUAGAAAGGAGGGAUCCAGUUGAGCAUACUGUGAAGAGAGAGACGAAGCAUCCAUCAGUGAUGGAGUUUCCAGCGAAGUUGCUGAGUUUCAUGUUCUUAUCAGCGAUAUGUUUACCUUCGGUGCUGGGAGGUCGUUCCUUCCUUCAAUCGCUGCCGCCUCUGCCAUCUCUUCCAUCGCUGCCUCCUCUCCCAACUCUUUCCCUUCAUCUUCCUUCGUUGCCUCCUCUUCCAACUCAUCUCCCGACGCUGCCGCCUCUGCCCACUCUUCCUCCUGCUCAUCUUCCAAGCCUGCCACCUCUGCCCACUCUUCAUCCUACUCAUCUUCCAACGCUGCCACCUCUCCCAACCCAUCUUCCAAGCCUGCCACCUCUGCCCACUCUCCCAACCCAUCUUCCGAGCCUUCCUCCUCUUCCCACUGUUCUUUCUCAUAUCCCAAAGCCUCCUCCGUUCCCCCAUGUUCCUCCCCAUGGUUCAGCGCCAUCUCCUCUUCAUUCUAUGACCCCUUCUCCUCCUCCUCACUCUAAAGCACCGUCUCCAGCUCAUUCAUCUUAGUCUGAAUCAAACUUUCGCCAGUAGACUGUUGGCACGGUCAAACAACAUUGGGACACACCUCCCAUCUUUCAGCAACGAGUGAUCUACCUGUCUUCUGGUUUUACAGGAACUAAUCCUACUUGAUAACUUUUCGCCGUCAUCUUGGUUGGUCUCAAUUGACUUGGUGCCAGCCGUCUCCAACACCUCAAGUCUAAAUGGAGGGACUCAAGGACCUGAUGUUUCUGUGGAGUGGCUCUAGGACGACAAGAGUAUCACUUCGGGAGUUUUCAUUCAUGUGAUGAAAUACCCCUACCACUAUAUAUGUCCUACAGCUUUUACUAGUCAAGGUAUCCGAUAUUCGAAGCAUGCUGUACAUUGUGCUGUCACUCAUUCCGCAGGAUCAAAAUACAGCACUCACUCUACAAAGGUUGCUGACAAGGUUCAAUUGUUUCCAAACAAAGACUUCAACAUCAAUUGCCUGCAAUAAAUAAUAAACCUAAUCGUAGAUGAAAUAAUAUGCACGCUGAAGGAAAUUAAUGUCGGUUGGUUACCAAUUCUUUUAUUAAGAAAUAAAGACCACAAUGUACUUCGCUA